Pristis pectinata (smalltooth sawfish) is the source of this 1639-nucleotide messenger RNA. Its product is annotated as proteasome subunit beta type-7-like. The transcript has 8 exons. Gene Ontology annotation, cellular component: proteasome core complex. Lineage: Eukaryota; Metazoa; Chordata; Chondrichthyes; Rhinopristiformes; Pristidae. The record is from RefSeq and is a predicted model, not a curated record. The coding region runs from base 99 to 935 and encodes 278 amino acids.
CAUUCUGAUCAGGCUGGCUGUCCCAAUCACAUGAGGUUUUAUUCAAUAUUCUGAAAGUGAAACUGUGAGCAGAGGAGAAGCCAGUUCCUCAGCUGAACAUGCUGAAGGGCAAGAAAUUCCUGAUCCCCCCUGAAGGAGGGUUCAGCUUUGAGAACUGCAACAGGAACAAAGCAUUGGAGGGAGACCAACUGAAGGUGGGCCUCAAACCUCCAAAAGCAAAGAAGACAGGGACCACCAUUGCUGGUGUCAUCUUCAAGGAUGGAGUGAUUUUGGGAUCUGAUACCCGGGCCACAGAUGACAUGGUCGUGGCUACCAAGAAUUGCAUCAAGAUCCACCACAUCGCUCCUAAUAUUUACUGCUGUGGCGCAGGAGUGGCAGCUGACGCUGACGUUACAUUGGAGUUGAUCUCCUCCAACAUCCAGCUCCACAGCCUGUCAACUGGGCGCAAGCCUCGAGUGGUCACUGUGAACCGGAUGCUGAAGCAGAUGCUGUUCAGGUACCAGGGGCACAUUGGACUGUCAGUGAUAGUGGGGGGUGUGGACUGCACAGGGUCCCACCUGUACGCAGUGUAUCCUCAUGGCUCCACAGACACACUGCCCUAUGCCUCCAUGGGCUCUGGCUCGGCGGCUGCCAUGGCCAUCUUGGAGGAUCGGUUCAAGCCAAACAUGGAGGAGGAAGCAGCCAAGCAGCUGGUCUGUGAGGCCAUUACGGCCGGGAUAUUCUGUGACCUCGGUUCUGGGAGCAAUGUCGACCUCUGCGUCAUCACCAACAACAAGACCGAGUUUCUCCGUCCUUUUGAUUGCCCCAACAAAAAAGGGGAGAAGAAGGGUGUGUACCGUUACAAACAGGGCACCACUGCUGUGCUGACGGAGUCGGUCACUCCGCUCAAAGUGGAGCUGGUGGAGGAGGUUGUACAGAGGAUGGACACUGAGUGACGAGUGACAUCCCACCCGCUCUCCAGGAUCCAACAGGAGGAUUGUGACAACGUAUUUCUGUUGGAAGCAGAUGCAUUUAAUGUUUGGCUGUAGGGUUUUUACACAUUUUCAUAAACGUAGUUUCCAAAUCAGCUAAAUCUUGGUAGCUUCUAUGCUUAGCAAAUCAAAUUAAGUAAUGUAUUUUGUGCAAUUUCUACAGGAUUAAGGGGCUGUUGAUGUGGAUUGGGCAGGACCAGGCUUCUACCACAACGGGCUGGUCAUCCAGCCUCCUCCCACUAUCAGGGUUUUUGACCUGACACCUGGUCAGCCCCAGGCCUCCCUUCUGCUUGCUCUUGUGGGUCUCUUGCUUACCCCUUGGCUAAUCCCAGAGCCUCACACUCCCAGACCGUGCAGGACUCUGGCCUCCUCUCAAGCAGUCUUGGGAAUUCUGCUCUCCCUCUUGGCCAAUCCCAGGGUCUCAGCCACCUUCUUGGCCAACACUGGGACCUUUGCUCUCCCCCUAGGCCGAUCCCAGGGUCUCUGGCCUCCAACUCAGCUGCUCCUGGAGACUCCUUCCCAGAGUUUCUGUCCACCCACCCAGGCCCAGACACCCCUACCUUCUGGAUCCCACAAAUCUAACCAGUUAUGAGCCUGGAUUGGAGCAAUGGACUGCAGUGCAACAAAAGAGUUGUAUUGAAGAAUAAAAAAUUGAUACUAAGGUUAAA